Molecule: messenger RNA, 1243 nt
Organism: Drosophila hydei
Lineage: Eukaryota; Metazoa; Arthropoda; Insecta; Diptera; Drosophilidae
Product: myotrophin-like
Exons: 4
Coding region: 85-462 (125 amino acids)
Biological process (GO): regulation of barbed-end actin filament capping
Cellular component (GO): nucleus; cytoplasm
Molecular function (GO): protein binding
Source: RefSeq, a predicted model, not a curated record
AAUUCAGUGAACUAUAUACAUAUACAUAUAUAUUUAUAUAUAUUGGGUGAACAAAACUUUUGUGCAUAUAUAGAAAAUAUCAAAAUGGGCGAGAUCGAUGAGAAUAUAAUUUGGAAUAUUAAGAACGGGGAAAUCGAUGCGGUGCAGCUGGCAUUCGACCAAUCGAACCGAGAUGUUAACGAAUUCAUUGGUGGCCGUGCUCCCUUGCACUAUGCAGCCGACUUUGGCCAGCUGAAGAUGGUCAAGUAUCUUGUGCAGAUCGGAGCUGAUGUUAAUAAGGUGGAUAAAUAUCGCAUUACGCCCAUUUUGGCUGCCAUUUGGGAGGGGCACACCGAAUGCGUUCAGUAUCUGCUCAAGCAGGGCGCCAAUAAAGGGGGAACUACGCCCACUGGCCAGAACUACGUGGAGGCAGCCGAGAAGGUCGAGAUUAAAAAGCUGCUCAUGGAUCCCAACAUUGGCUGAUCAAGCGAGCGGACAAGAUAUUUGCUAGAGUUUGCGUUUUAUUUGUUUUGUUUGCAUUAAAUUUUUAGUUUCACUUUAACUUAAAGACAUGCAAAUCAUCUCGAAGUAAACCUUAACAUAAUUAACAUAAUAUUUUUCUAUAAUAAUGAUUAUUCUUAUUGAUGUUAUCCAUAAAAUAUCAAGGCAUUUCGCACGCCUCUGGCUCUGGCAGGCUGCAAAUCAUUUUGAUUACACAGCCAAAAUGCAGGGAAUGACGAGCUUCAAACAUAGAUGAGAGGGGGCGGCGGCAGUUAGUUAAUUUCAAUUUUGAACACGACACGCCCCAGAAGAGAUGGAUAACUCGUGUGACAAAAAACAAUUAAAUGGGAAACGCGACACGAAACGCGGGCAACUGUGAAUCGAAAACGCGAUAUUCAGGAGUCCAGAGAGCAGACCUAAAUGGAAUUCACACAUAUUCCUAAGCGCUCUGAAUUGGAAAGCAGCAGACAGAAGGAGAGAGAGAGAGAGAGCGAACAGAAUUGACCAGAAAGCCGACUAGAAAUGCAUUGCAUAUUCAACUGGGACAUUUGUACUGAGACUCAAGCAAAUUGGCGGAAUCGCCAGGUGAACGCUAAUGUGCAGAAGGUCAACAGAAGGUCAAUGAAAGAAACCACUGCAUACUAAGGCGAACAAUCAAGUUGAUAAUCGAGUCUCAAAAAUGGAAUUUAAUUGUAGAUUUGACAGAUAGAAUAGAAAAAAUGUAAUUAUUUAACAGCUGUUAACUAGCAGAUUUUUGGGAAUA